Molecule: messenger RNA, 1526 nt
Organism: Ectocarpus siliculosus
Lineage: Eukaryota; Phaeophyceae; Ectocarpales; Ectocarpaceae
Source: the annotation of a GenBank genome assembly
AUGGAGGAAUCACCACAACUUUCGUUUUCUUCUUUGCAGAGCGGCGUACGAGACGCAAUUUCCAAGGUCUUGGAUGUAACCCUGCAAGAUCGGAAGUACGAUGCGUCCAGCGUCGAGGAAUGGUCGGAUGCGAUAUGCUCCCAAACGUUGGCUGCCCUAAGAAGUAUCAGCGGCUCUUUCAAGUACACCGCCACGUGCGUGCUGACACAGAAGACAGGAGGCGGUUUGCACACCAGCUCGGCUGCAUGUUACGAGCCCUCGACCGACGGGUGCGUAGUGGAGAGAUGGGAAAACCAAAGCAUCCUCGCUAUCGUGGUCGUGUUCGGGUGCUCCUUGUAGAAGACAGCGCUGCCCCUCUAACAAUCUCUUUCGUGUGUGUUUAUCGUGUUCCGGGCGAUGACCCUUUUUUUUUUCUGUCGGGGACUUGGCGUAAGACCCUCUGACAAUGUACUCAUUAGGUGUGGUUUUGCGAGAGGAAACCCCGCGGCGGUACAACGGUUUCGGGGAUUUGAUGAGUGACUAAAUAGGGAACUUGCGUAGAUAGUGACAGCGUCAGGUAAUUCGUCGGGAGAUCUCCGACUGGGCUUUCCGUGCUCGACUUGAUUCAGGCAGCGAUCUUACUCCCUGGCGUUUUCCCCGCGGAAUCCAACGUGGGGUCCCCGGUGCACAGGACAGAUACAUACACACGGAGGAAUUUCUUGUGUUCGUGUGUGCUCCCCCCAUCCCCCCGCAUAGAGCUGGGUGUCGGUUAGUGUGUUUGUUUUGAAUAGUUGUUGAAAUUUUUGUCAUUCAGCGCCUCUUGUGUUCGCCUCGCUGCAGCCACAAGCGCGGCCACACCCUUGUAGAGUUAUGUAUGAAGAGAGUAUCUGAGGGGUAGCGAAAUCAACACGCGUUGCGGUAUACCGCAGUGGGCAUGGGGCAUUCUCAUUCUCAAUGGCAUUGUAUUGGUGAGGGCAUUAUUUUGCUGCUCGUCACAGGUACCCAUUAAGGAGACCUGCGGAGCUCCCUGUAAUGGCCUUCAGAUGAUCGAUUCAUCCUUUGUGGGGACUUGGCAGCCAGUUCGCUGUAGAGCCACGGUUUCUACACGGCAUGGCAUGAUUUCCCGUGUUGCUGUUGCGGCAGGCACCACCGAACAACCCAUCAAGAGGGUCUCCGCGCCAUGACAUAUCGCGAGAAACUGCUCCUUCGUGACUUCAGCGGGAGAAAGAUGCUCACCGCGUCGUAUCGAUCCGAAGCGAUGGUUGUCACUCUGUGGAAUGCCCACGCAAACAAGCGCCACGAAGGGUCCCUCGUCUCUCACAUGCCGGAUCAAGUCUCUAGGUUGGUUGGGUGUAAACUGUGAUCGGGCGGCCUCAUUGGAGUUCCACCUCGGGCUUAUCCUUGCAAGCACGAGGAGUACGCACUCUAAACUGUAUACUGAGGGCGCGUGUGCCCCUUCACCAUUCGUAGCCGGGGGGGGGGGUUUGUUUGUCGUACAGAAGCGUUUUGUAGACAAAAGUGGCUGUCCAUCCCAAUGGAAGUGCUUG